Coccomyxa subellipsoidea C-169 is the source of this 619-nucleotide messenger RNA. RefSeq lists its product as hypothetical. Lineage: Eukaryota; Viridiplantae; Chlorophyta; Trebouxiophyceae; Coccomyxaceae. The record is from RefSeq and is a predicted model, not a curated record. The transcript is spliced from 3 exons. Bases 179 to 376 code for a protein of 65 amino acids.
AUCAUUUGAUUUUGUUCUCGAAUUUUGUGCUUUCUCAGCUCAUUCAAACAGGGCUCUCAGGACUUUGGCUUGGCAGUCCAUUGGUGAAGACCUAGUUGGGCCGACACCCUUUCUCAAGAUUUGGGGCUGGCUUCGUGCCUUUGGAUCGUCUGACAGUAAUAAUCUAGCAGAUAAAUAGAUGGGCGGUGUGACGAAUACGUUGGGCUACAUCACUGCAGCCUUCGCGAUGGGGAUGCUCUUGAAAGGGACUGACUGGAUCAGCUGGAGGAUUGACGAGAGGAGACAGGCUAAUCAGGAGGAGGAGAAGCUUAUCGCCAUGGCUUUGAUGGAGCGCAAGCGGUUACACCAUGGGGCAGCAGGCGCAGAGGCAGAAUAACACCAGAAAGAAACCUUGAAGCAGGCGGGAAGGCACUGGGGAAUUAGGCGGAAGCACAUUAUUUCAGUAAUGGAGUCUGAGGCAUAGAUUAAGCAAGCCGCUCCAUGAAGGCAAAUCAGCUUGUAGAGAACCAAGACAGGCCUGUAGAAAUGGCAGCUGAUGAAGGAUUUUGUGAAAGUUGACUAACAUGAUCCAAUAACAGGGCAAUUACUUGAUCCACCCUUGUAAACAAACAUGCCGUUG